Mytilus trossulus (common blue mussel) is the source of this 5437-nucleotide messenger RNA. Its product is annotated as double C2-like domain-containing protein beta. Gene Ontology annotation, molecular function: small GTPase binding. The transcript is spliced from 19 exons. Gene Ontology annotation, cellular component: membrane; synapse. The coding region runs from base 179 to 2074 and encodes 631 amino acids. Lineage: Eukaryota; Metazoa; Mollusca; Bivalvia; Mytilida; Mytilidae. Gene Ontology annotation, biological process: intracellular protein transport; spontaneous neurotransmitter secretion; regulation of calcium ion-dependent exocytosis. The record is from RefSeq and is a predicted model, not a curated record.
GGAGAAAAGAUACAGAACAACAACAACCGCUUCAAUAACAAGUGCAUUGUGGGAUAUGUUUAUCGAUCUCCACGUUUACUUGUACAAUGCUAAUAAGGUUGGAACCAGUUCAGCAUUUAAAUGUUGGGAGACCAUCCUAGUACUGACUGAUCAACUUUCAUCAAUGUUAUCAUAACUUAUGGGAGAGUUUGGAACAACAAGUGGCAUGGACAAGUGGGUGUGUCCUAAUGACAGAGUUCUUUCACUCAGAGCAAAACUUGGAACUGGGUGGUCUGUCCAUACAGAAAAGUUUACAAAAUUUAACAAAGGAGAACAACUUAGUAUGGAGGAACAAGACCAUAUUAUGAAUGUUAUAUCAAAGUCUGAAUAUAUAGAGCAGGUUGAACAGGAAAGAAUUGGUCGACUGGUUGAUAAAUUAGACAAUAUGAAGAAGAACGCCAUGGGUAAUGGUUCUACUCAAUGUAUUUUAUGUGGUGAUGAGUUUGGCUUACUUGGAGCUUCUCCUACUUUCUGUGAUGACUGUAAAUCAGCUGUUUGUGUAAAGUGUGGCAUAGAUACAUACAACAGUAAUAAACAACCUCUGUGGCUCUGUAAGAUUUGUAGUGAGAACAGAGAGGUAUGGAAAAGAUCUGGAGCAUGGUUUUUUAAGGGUAUACCAAAAUAUAUCCUUCCAGAGAAAAAGACAGGACCCUCUAAAUAUGCAGUUAGUAGAUUGGGACAAGAGACCAGAGGGUCUAUUAAAAGUAGACCUGGAUCAACCAGACAAUACAAUACUUGGAGUACAGGUAGACCAAACCAGGCCAAUAAUGAUGAGAGCAGUGAGCAGGAGUCCACAAGUGAAUCAGAGGAUGAGAUCAGUAUUGGUAAAAAGAAAACAGGAAAGAUGAGGGAUUCAGAGAGUGACAACAUAAGUUUAGCAAGUUCAACAAGUGGGCAGUAUUAUAAUCAUUCCAAAGAAAGCAGACCUAGUAAUGCAAGCAGUACAUAUGGUGGACAAAUGAGUGCAACAGAAAGUAGCCGAGGAGAUGACCCUCAUGAUUCAUCAGAUAAUGAGAGUACCCGAGAUUUUAACAAAAAAAAUUCACAUACAAACCCGCCUCGAGAUUUGCCUUUACCUCUGAAGAAGAAAAAAGAAGAAGAUCGAGACAUUGAUAUGGCAUUUAACAAGUACAGUCAUGAUGAUAUUGACAAUCCACCAUCAUCACCAGAAAGUGAUACUAUUUCCCUUGGUGCUUUAGAAAUAUCCUUGCUGUAUGAUUCUAAUGACAAUGCACUACAUUGUACAGUUGUUCGUGCUAGGGCAUUAAAGGCCAUGGACUCAAACGGACUCUCAGAUCCAUAUGUAAAACUGCAUUUACUGCCUGGUGCAAGUAAGGCAAACAAACUGAGAACCAAAACAAUACACAAGACAUUGAAUCCUGAAUGGAAUGAAACACUGACUUAUUACGGUAUUACUUCAGAUGACAUGAUCAAAAAGACACUUCGGUUAGCAGUUUUAGAUGAAGACGCAUUUGGUUACGACUUCAUUGGAGAGACCAGGAUACCACUAAAGAGAUUGAAGGCUUUACAAACUAAGCAUUUUAAUGUCUAUCUAGAAAAGCAACUUCCAACAGAAAAAGACGAUGAUCUUUUAGCCAACGACAGAGGUAGAAUUCUUUUAGGAUUAAAGUAUGACUCUAGGAAACAUGCUCUCUAUGUUUAUGUUGUUAGAUGUGUGGGACUAGCAGCUUGUGAUGCUAAUGGGUAUUCAGAUCCUUACGUAAAAUUGUAUCUGAAACCAGACAAAGACAAGAAAUCCAAGUUUAAAACUGCUGUAAAAAAGAAAACUUUGAAUCCGGAAUAUAACGAGGAAUUUGUAUAUGAAAUCAAACAUAAUGAGCUCGCUAAAAAGACUUUAGAGAUUACUGUGUGGGACAGAGAUAUUGGAAAAACUAACGACUUCGUAGGUGGUGUUCAACUUGGAAUUAAUUCCAAAGGAGAAAGAUUAAAGCACUGGUUUGAUACAUUAAAGACUACAGAUCAGAAAUUUGAGAGAUGGCAUACAUUAUCUGCUGAACUAAUACCAGAGGUUUAGAAUAAGCAUAUAACGUUUAAUGUUGUCCUGAUGAAUAUUGACAACACUUCCGAGGAUGAAGACGUCCAGGUGCAUUCAAGAAUCAAUAUUGUUCAAGUCUAUAACAAUCCUUACUUAAUGACGUAUAAUGGACAUUGUUAAAUACCAUGAGUGCCAAUGGGAACAUAGAUAUUAUGAUUAAAAACACUUGCAUUAAGUUUUUUAAUGUUAUCAUAAAUGUUUUGAGUGGACAUGUUUUCACAAUUGUUUGUAUCCACACUUUGAAUGGGAUUAUUUAGAGUCUUUAAUUUUGGGGGGUUCUAACCUUGUAUUACUAUUUUUUUUAAUGGUAAGGUCCAAAGUGUCCAAAAUAAAACUUAGUUUUCUCGUUUAAAUUGUUUUACAUUGUCUGAUCGGGGCCUUUUAUAUCUGAACAUGCGGUAUGGGCUUUGCUCAUUGUUGAAGGCCGUACGAUGACCUAUAGUUGUUAAUGUUUGUGUCAUUUUGGUCUUUUGUGGAUAGUUGUUUCAUUGCAAUCAUACCACAUUUUCUUUUUUAUAUUUGUUUGAUUUCUUCAAAAAAUGAAUCAUUGCUAUGUUGAAUCUCAUUGUGCAUUAAUAUUUUUUAUUUGGGGAACUUUUUUCAAAUAAGUCCAUAUUAAGGUUGGAAAGGUUCCAAAUUAAACUGUGUUUGGUUUCAACUAGAAUUAGAUUUUUGGUCAAUCUAAUUAAAAUUCAAAAUAUCAGAACAAGAACAAUUCAAGGAUUUAAUUUUGAAUAAGAAUGAUUUUUGGUGUUUUCAUAUGCUGAAUCUAACCAUGUUGUAAGAUUUUGGAUAUGAGACCAUACUAGGUAAAUUGAAUGUCCCAUGUCAAACUUUUAAGAUCUUUGACCGCAUUUAGUUUGUGUCCUAACCUAUAUCAUAUAAAAAAAUUGAUCACAUUCCAAAGUAAGACAGUAUCAAACUUGAUUAUUUUAUAAAACUGUCGAGGGUUCGACCUCUGCGGUCAUAUCAGGCUUCACUCGGUUACACGUAUAUAUGGCAAAUUGAAAGAAAAUACAGUUAAUGCAUAGAAGUGAAAUAGAUAAAGAAUUUCUUAUUAAAAAGCCUGAAAAUCUUGUUGAUUGAUAUUGUAUCUGUAAAAUUUUUAGAUGAUUGAUGGCGACAUGAAUAUUCAAAUAAAUUUAGUAACACAAGGAACCUAUAAAUGUUGGAAAAAUUCUUCGACAUGACAUUUAGAAAAUUUGAUCUGGUGAUUCAAUCACCAGUAUUUGUUAAUGUAUUGUUCUAUGUUUUAUUGUGUUAUGUUAUGUUAUGUUUUGUUAUGUUAUGAUAUAUUAUAUUAUAUUAUAUUAUAUUUUAUUUGAUCAUGUUUAUAUACAAAGAUAUAUUAUAUUUCAUAGUGUAUUCCAAAAGAAUAAUUACAUAAAUUUGAGAAAUGUUUCCUUUGUGAUGUGCCACUUUGUAGUUUGUGCGGUUGCAAUGUUGAACCAUGGAAGUAUUGUAUUGAAAGGAACGAAACAACAACCACACUAACUAAGUACGUUUCAACUGCGACACUUCUUGCAAUUAAUUUACAGCUUAAUUUACUUCAAAUGGUAUGUUAUUUAAAAGUACGCCAGAAUGUGGCGAGUUCUUAAAAUUGAAACUACUUAUAACAGUGCAGGCAGGAUUCUACUUCGCCAGUAAAAAAUAUUUUAAAUACCCAUAACGCCACCUAAUUUUGAAAAUCCUAAAAAUGGCUGUCUGCAGGGAUGAGGCGCUGUCAAUUUAGCUUUUGUAAACCGAUAAGUUUAUCCGCAUAAUAUCACACGUUUGAGCUUUCUAAAAUUCUGUGAACUGCUUCACUCGAUCCUAAUUUAAGGUAAUAUGGCAUGUGGUUGUAAUACGACCGCAAAAGAAAUUGAAAAAAAAUGGUCGUGUAUUGGUAUCACGUCGUCGUCGUCCGAAGACGAUUUUUUUUCGAAUAAUAACUUUAGUAUAAGUAAAUAGAAAUCAAUAAAAUUUUAAAACAAUAUUAAUAACCACUAAAGAAAGGUUGGGAUUGAUUUUUAGGCUUUUGGUCCCAAAAGUUUAGAAAUUAGGGGCCAAAAAGGGGCACAAAUAAGCAUAUUUCUUGGUUUUUUUUGCACAAUAACCUUUAGUAUAAGUAAAUAGAAAUCUAUGAAAUUCAAACACAAGGUUUUUGACCUCAAAGAUAAGGUUGGGAUUGAUUCUGAAAGUUUUGGUCCCAACAGUUAGAAUUAAGGACUAAAAGGGUCCAAAAUUAAACUUUGUUUGAUUUCAUAAUAAAAUUGAAUUAUUGGGGUUCUUUGAUAUGCCGAAUCUAACCAUGUAUUUAGAUUCUUAAUUUAAGAUCCCGUUUUAAAAUUGAUUUACGUUAAGGUCCAAAGUGUACAAAAUUAAACUUGGUUUGAUUUUAACAAAAAUCAAAUUCUUGGGGUUCUUUGAUAUGCUGAAUUUACCCAUGUACUUAGAUAUUUAAUGUUUGGGCCCCUUUAUCAAAUUAGUCCACAUUGAGUUCUAAAGAGUCCAAAUUUGAACUUUACUUGAUUUCAUCAAAAAUUGAAUUCUUGGGGUUCUUUGAUUUGCUGAAUCUAACCAUGCAUUUAGAAUUUGGAUAUUUGUUUUUUUUAAAUUCUCAGAUCACAUUCAUUAAAAAAGUUAAUUAUUAACCGGUAGGGGACUAAACAUGUAUUGCCAUGCAAUACUCUCAGAAUCCUGGUCUAUUCAGUAACAAAUAUUUCCGUAUUCCAUUACUGUAUACUUUAAAGUAUAAUUAUGUACAUUAACCUGUGUACAUAAUUUUAUUUGGCGGAAUGUUGUCCAAGGUUAUACAUGUAGUUGUCUUUCUGAUAAUGUUUAACAUAUCAGCCCUUAUUUUAUUGACUUUGUGUUUACAUUGUGCCAUAGAUCAUUUUUUCUCGUUCAGUGUAUGUUCACUUGUUUGUGUUAAUAUGUCUUUUGAUCAAGUUAAGCCAUUUCAGUAGAUAUUUUAUAUGGGUCUUUCUAUAUUCAGGUAAGGGUGAAGGUUGCUAGUAAUUAAAACGUUUAAACUCGCUGCAUUUGUUUGCACCUGUCCUUAGUCAGGAACCUGAUGUUCAGUAGUUUUUGUUUGUUAAUAUGGUUCAUACUUGUUUCUCGUUUCUCGUUUUUUAUAUGGCCUGACUAGGUCGUUAGUUUUGCUGUUUAAAUGGUUUUACACUUUUUGUACCCUUAUAGCUUGCUAUUCGUUGUACAACAAGGAUCCGUAUUAUAGACCGGUCUUUCUUUGACCAUAAAGAUGGUAUACUUUUACAAAUUGUGACUUGUAUUGAUAGUCGUCUCAUUUGCACUUAUACCAAAUUUUCUUAUAUCUAAUAAAACACGUUUUUAUAAUUGAUA